UGAGAGGGACCUCAGUGCUUGUGAAACACCCCAGGAGAAGUGUGUUGAGUUAGAAAACCCCAGUGGGGAGGAGGCUGCAGCCCCGGAGCCGGAGGAGGGACCGCUGGAUAGCCUCGUGGAGCCCGAGGAGCUUGCUGCCCCACAGAACAUGCAACCUGAGAAGGAAACUGAGUGUGAACAGCCCUUGGAGAAACCUAGUGAAGAAUCUCUGGAGGAAAUAGCCAAGGAGGUGGAGGCAGAGCCUGAGCAAGAGGAAACACAUUUAUUUCAAGCAGAGAAGGAGAAAAUUCAGCAAUUCCAGGAGGAGGUGAAGCAGGAGGAGGAGGGAGCCGAGAAGGUUCAUCAGCAAAAAGAGCAAUCCCUCAGGACUCCAGAGGAAGAUUUGGCAAAGGCUUUUGAGGAAGAGUUGCCUGUCAGAGAGAAAGAAGCUGAGAGACUUGCAAUGCUGAGAGCAAAAAUCACCUCAGAGAUUAAGGCAGAGGAGGAGAGGAUGAGGGCAGAGCAGGAGGCCACGCUGCAGAACCUAAGGGAGGAGUGGGAAUCCCAGCAGCUGGCAGAGAAGGAGAGCCUGGAGAGGACACAGCGCCUUGCCCUGGAGAAAAUGAAGCUGGAAAUGGAGGAAGCCCAGCAGAAAGAGAUGACUGAGCUAGAACAAGAGAAGGAACAGUUCCUGAGCGAGCUCAGGGAGAGGUUAGACAGGGAGAAGAAGAAGGCAGCAGAGGAGCUGGAGGAACAGUUUGCAAGUGAGCUCCAGCAGCUGAAGUCUGCAGCAGAGGAGAAGCAUCACAAGGUCAUUUCCAGCCUGCAAACCCAGCUGGCAGAGGCACACAGGAGCAGGGAGGCUCAGCUGCAUGAAGACUUGGAGAGAGCAGACCAGGAAGUGCAGCAAAAAGCCUUUCAAGUGAAGAAAUAUGAGCAGCAGCUCAGUGAGCUCAUGAGAGAGAAACGCCAGGAAGUGGAGAAAGACCACGAGGAGAAAAUGGAGAGGAUGCGCGAGGAGCACCGGGAGGCCCUGGCACGGCUCCGGGAGCAGCACGAGGAGGAGGAGCGGAGGCAGAGGGCUGAGCUGCUGGAAGGGCUGAGGAGUGAGACCUCGCGCCUGCGGCAGCUCCACGAGGCCGAGGUGAAGGCUCUGCAGGCAGAGCUGGAGGGACGACUCGCUGCCCUGCAGCACAGGCACAGGGAGAAGGAAAGAGAACUCCAGGACUCUGAGAAUGAGCUUGAAAUACGCACAAAGCACGUCCAAGCCAGAUCAGGGCAGCUCCUUAGCCAGGAGGAGUCCCUGAGAAAGAAAAGGCAGCAGAUGCUGGAUGAGGACAGACAGGCACAGCUGGAAAGAGAUGAAGCUGCUCUGGCUUGUCAGCUGCGCCUGGAGGAGAGCAGGAGGGAGCAUUCCAGCCUCCUGGGGUCCAUCCGGCAGCUGCGGAAGUCGCUGGAGGAGCUGCAGGACCAGAAGGCUGAGCUGGAGGCACAGGUUGACGUGCUGCAGACCCGGAGCCAGAGGCUGCAGAAACGCAUCGGUGAGCUGGAGGAAGCAAUCAGGAGCAAGCAGGAGGCUCUGAAAGAACUGGAGGCAGAAGAAAGUGUGGAAUCUCCAAGAAAGAAACCUGAGCUCCACAUUGAAGACCUGAGAGAAGCUACUCAAGCUCACUCACCCAAAGAUCCUGCCUCCCCAGCCUCUCACAGCCACGAGGAGGGCGACCUGCAGUUCGAUCACCUCAGGAGCUACAUCUCCGCGGAAGGGAUCUCCCUCCGGAAUGCCAAGGAGUUCCUGCGGCGCCACACGCGCUCCAUGAGGAAGAGGCACUCGGCGCUGAAGGCUGCGAGGCUGCAGUGGCACCAGGAUCUGCAGGAGGCUGUGAAGGAUCCUCAGAGCUCUCAGCUCCUGGAGGGUGUGCGCCAGAAGCUGGAGGAGGAAGCAAAGCAGUUGAACAAGAUGAAGUCAGCCAUGCAGAAAGGACAGGUGUUGCUGAAGAAGAAAGAGGAGAAGCUCAGCCAGCUGGAGUCCUCACUGCUGGAGGAGCUCUCAGAUGAAGAUCCAGUGGAGAGUGAUACAUGCAAGAAGAUGGUGACUUUUGAUCUAAGCAGCUCUGACGACACAAGCAGCUCAUCCAGUGUGAAUCCGUAUCAGACCAAAUAUGAUUUGAGAAUGGAUUUACAGCCUGCCCCUCAACUGGACAUCCAGCACUUGAGGGACUCCCUGCAGUGCAUCAGUGGAGAGGUGAACAGGGUCAUGGGUGUCCUGGACUCCCUGAGCCAUCACCAGUCUCCUCUCCUCACCUCGAGACCACGGGAUGGUAUCCCUCUUUCCACAUACUCCUGCUUGGCAGGUCUGCAGGCAGGCAGCUCCCUGGGGCCUCCCCCCAGGGUGUCUGCCAUGGACCAGUGGGCCCAGAGCACUGGGCUCAGCUCUAGUCCCUCCUCAGGGCAGUCAGUGGACAAGAUCCUGGCAGAGAAAUGGCACAGAUAUUUCCCAGGUGGGUUCCCAUCACUCAGUAGGAGUUCCAAGCCUCUGGACAACAAGCUAGGAUAUGUCCCUGCAGUGAAACAAAUCCAGCUGCUCCAGCAUUCCCAGUUCCAUGAACCAGGGAAGAUGAGCAUCGAAGGAAGGAUUGAGAGCAGCAAGAAAUGGCUGGAAGAAGUCAAGAAGGAUUCAAAAGUGUAUCCUUUACCUGGAUCUGGUCUUUAA
This is a messenger RNA of Acanthisitta chloris (rifleman), 2689 nucleotides long. RefSeq names its product centrosomal protein 164kDa (gene CEP164). The record is from RefSeq and is a predicted model, not a curated record. The annotation marks the transcript as partial. NCBI's taxonomy places the organism in Eukaryota, Metazoa, Chordata, Aves, Passeriformes, Acanthisittidae. The transcript has 19 exons.